Xenopus laevis (African clawed frog) is the source of this 4162-nucleotide messenger RNA. It is a transcript of the gene akt2.S, whose product is annotated as v-akt murine thymoma viral oncogene homolog 2 S homeolog. Gene Ontology annotation, molecular function: kinase activity; protein serine kinase activity; transferase activity. The record is from RefSeq and is marked provisional. Lineage: Eukaryota; Metazoa; Chordata; Amphibia; Anura; Pipidae.
GGUCGUUUUGCUAGGAGGGAGACAUGAGAGUGGGGAGCGGCCGAGAAAGAGGAGCCUGACCCCGGGAGAGCCACUAUUGUGUUUAUAACCAGCUUCCCAGGGAUUGAUUGGGCUCAAGUCUGUACAGCCUGUUUUUACCAACAUGAAUGAAGUGAUGGUGAUUAAAGAAGGUUGGCUUCAAAAAAGAGGGGAGUAUAUAAAAACAUGGAGACCAAGAUAUUUCCUUCUGAAAAGUGAUGGUUCAUUUAUUGGCUAUAAAGAGAAACCUGACUCCACAGAGCACAGUCUUCUUCCUCCCCUCAAUAACUUCUCUGUUGCAGAAUGUCAGCUAAUGAAGACGGAGCGGCCUAGGCCCAACACAUUUGUGAUUCGGUGCUUACAAUGGACGACAGUUAUUGAACGGACUUUUCAUGUUGACACACCAGAGGAAAGGGAAGAAUGGAUUAUUGCCAUCCAGACAGUGGCCAAUGGCCUGAAGAACCAGGUACCUGAAGAUGAAGAGGAGGAAGCCAUGGAAGUUAAGUAUGGCUCCCCCAGUGAUGUCUCGAGUGCAGAGCAGAUGGACGUUGCAAUGUCCAAAGGGCGCCCCAAAGUGACCAUGAAUGAUUUUGACUACCUCAAAUUGCUGGGAAAAGGGACCUUUGGGAAGGUUAUCCUUGUUCGAGAGAAAGCUACCGGACUUUACUAUGCUAUGAAGAUCCUUCGAAAAGAGGUCAUAAUUGCUAAGGAUGAAGUUGCUCAUACACUUACAGAAAGCAGAGUUUUGCAGAACACAAAACACCCGUUUUUAACGGGAUUAAAGUAUGCAUUUCAGACCAGUGACAGACUCUGCUUUGUUAUGGAAUAUGCUAAUGGUGGAGAGCUUUUUUUCCACCUUUCACGAGAACGAGUUUUUACAGAGGACAGAGCACGCUUUUAUGGUGCAGAAAUUGUGUCGGCUUUAGAAUAUCUACAUUCUCGAAACGUAGUAUACAGAGACAUAAAGCUGGAGAAUCUCAUGCUGGAUAAGGAUGGCCAUGUCAAGAUUACAGAUUUUGGUUUGUGUAAGGAAGGCAUCACAGAUGGAGCCACUAUGAGGACUUUCUGUGGCACACCAGAGUAUCUUGCGCCUGAGGUGCUUGAAGAUAACGACUAUGGCCGAGCCGUGGACUGGUGGGGUCUCGGAGUUGUGAUGUAUGAAAUGAUGUGUGGCCGAUUGCCCUUUUAUAACCAAGACCAUGAGAGGUUAUUCGAACUUAUCCUCAUGGAGGAGAUCCGCUUUCCCCGUACAUUAAGUCCAGAGGCAAAAUCUCUGCUUGCUGGGCUUUUGAAAAAGGAUCCUAAACAGAGAUUAGGAGGGGGUCCUGAUGAUGCCCAAGAGGUCAUGUCGCAUGGAUUCUUUGCUUCUAUCAAUUGGCAAGAUGUAACGGAGAGAAAGCUCUCCCCUCCUUUCAAGCCACAAGUCACAUCCGAGAUUGACACAAGAUAUUUUGAUGACGAGUUUACGGCUCAGUCUAUAACAUUGACCCCUCCUGACAGAUAUGAUAACCUUGAUGCCUUAGAAUCAGAGCAGCGCCCUCAUUUUCCUCAAUUCUCUUAUUCUUCAAGCAUACGGGAAUAAACUUAUUCUUCAAUACACCGAGCGCUGGGAUGGCAAACUAAAAGACUGGAAGAGGAAAUCAUUUUACUCCCUUUUUGGAAUAAAGAGAUUUUUGUAUCGCCUCCCACACUAUUACACAAGAAACUGCAAAUUAGCAGAGGAAGGAAAAAAAAAAUCCAGCACAACUUUACCUAAUGGAUAAAAUAUCAUAUUGGAGCCACAACGGAACGGAUCGGUUCAUGUGUUUUAAACGGAGUUGCCUUUUACUGCUGGAACAGUGGAUUAUAAGCCAUAUAGGGAGCGGGAGCAAAUUUCAGGCUAGCGAUUCAUCCCAGAAUGUUUUGCAACCUCCACAACUCUUAGGCUAGGAUCUCUCAUGCCGGCGAUGUCUGGUGACUGUAACGGUACAAUAUUUUUAGUGUGAGAUUAUUCAACAAUAAAAUGCCCACCCAAUGAUUUAAUGUAGGAGACGAUGAUACACUUCUGGGAUAUAAUGUCGGGAUCCCAUUUCGUUUGGUUCAACCAAGAAACACAAAACUGUUAACUUUCCCUUUCCUUCAGGCAUUUUAUCAUCCUACAGGUAUGGGAUCCGUUAUCCAGAAAGCUCCGAAUUAUGGAAAGCCUGUCUGCCAUAGACUCCAUUAUAAUUAAAUAAUCCAAAUGUUUAAAAAUGAUUUCCUUUUUCUCUGUAAUAAUAAAACAGUAGCUUGUACUUGAUCCCAACUAAGAUAUUGGAAGCAAAACCAGCUUCUUGGGUUUAUUUAACGUUUACGUGAUUUUCUAGUAGAGUUAAGGUAUGAAGAUCCAAAUUACAGAAAGAUCCAUUAUCCGGAAAACCCCAGGUCCCGAGCAUUCUGGAUAACAGGUCCCAUACCUGUACUGAACUGAAAGCAGCCUUAACAGAACAAUGGCAAUCUAAAGAAUGUGCUUUUUUUUUUAUCCUAGUUAAGAAACUUGUACCAAAAACACUUUCUCUUGUUCUAUAAGUGGCUUGACUUUAAAAGCUGAAUGUAAACACAUCAUCCUAUUUUAUUUAAUAUUUCAUGCCCCCACUUAUAAAUGGAUCCCUUGCGUGAAACUAAUCUCAAACGUUACUUUUUUUCCUAUUUGAAUCGUUCUUUCCUCUGAAGCUUUAGGCAGAAACUGCUUUACCCGAUUGGAUUUCACUUUCAGCCCUAAGUGAUGCAGGCCCUGUGGCUGCAAGGAGCAGUCUGAUUGGCUGUCGUUACCAGAAACAUAAUUAUCCAGCUUGUCUUCUUUGUAUGUUCUCUUGUGUUGGCACAUCCUGCUGGGAAAGAGGAGUAUUGUGUUUUUUCUUUAAAAACUGGAAAUGGCUGUUUUACAUUAACAAUUUUAUUUUACUGAUAGGCUGCACUAUACGAAAUACCAGUAGUAUACCAGUAGUAAAUACCAGUGCGGCAUUCUGUUAAAGGGAUUCUGUCGUCAUUUUUAUGAUGUAGUUUUUAUUUCUAAAUUACACUGUUUACACUGCAAAUAAUUUACUCUACAAUAUAAAAAUUUCAUUCCUGAACCAGGAAGUGUAUUUUUUUUAGUUGUAAUAUUGGUGUGUAGGCGCCAUCUCAGGUCAUUUUGCCUGGUCAUGUGCUUUCAGAAAGAGCCAGCAUUUUAGGAUGGAACUGCUUUCUGGCAGUCUGUUGUUUCUCCUACUCAAUGUAACUGAAUGUGUCACAGUGGGACCUGGAUUUUACUAUUGAGUGCUGUUCUUAGAUCUACCAGACAGCUGUUAUCUUGUGUUAGGGAGCUGCUAUCUGGUUACCUUCCCAUUAUUCUGUUGUUAGGCUGCUGUGGGGGGGGGGCAGGAGGGGGUGAUAUCACUUCAACUUGCAGUACAGCAGUAAAGAGUGACUGAAGUUUAUCAAGUCACAUGACUGGGGGCAGCUGGGAAACUGACAAUAUGUCUAGCCCCAUGUCAGAUUUCUGAUUUUAAUGCAAAAUUAAAUAUAAAAAAAUCAGUUUGCUCUUUUGAGAAACGGAUUUCAGUGCAGAAUUCUGCUGGAGCAGCGCUAUUAACUGAUGUGUUUUGAAAAAAAAAAAAUUCUUCCCAUGACCGUAUCCCUUUAAGCAAUAAUGCAUUUCUCAUGUAUGGAAGCUCCUGUUUCACUUCAAAGGUCAUCUUUUUCUCUCUCUUUCUUUCAAGUAGCCACUUUCCGAAAUAAUGGUUGUGUAAUUUCACCCCAUAUUUUUUCCCCCCUCGUGAUGACAGUUUUGCUUUAUCACUUAUGACUGUCAAAUGUGUUUUUACAUUGGACAGAGAUCCUCCUUGGAUCCUCUUAAAACCUCAAUGCAGAACUGUAACACGUGAGGCUACAAAGGCUGGUGAGUCAAAUGUUACCCAAAGGCAUCGGCAAAAGAUUGUAAAAAUAUUUGUUUACCAUGAAAUUGAUAAAAAAAUAUAGAGAAUGCAUUGUUUUAAGAGGGGAUGUUCCUUUAAGUAUUAUCCUGUUCUGUAUGGGGGAGUUUCACUUUGCCCCAAAUUGCUACAUUUUGUAAACUUAUGAGAUGAAUACUCGACUUUUCCCUCAAUACUCUGUGUUGUUGUGAAUAUAAAACAACAAAACAAUA